Molecule: messenger RNA, 447 nt
Organism: Hypoxylon trugodes
Lineage: Eukaryota; Fungi; Ascomycota; Sordariomycetes; Xylariales; Hypoxylaceae
Exons: 2
Coding region: 1-447 (148 amino acids)
Source: RefSeq, a predicted model, not a curated record
AUGGUCCCAUUCGGACGUAACGAGAACUUAGUUGGACGCGAAUCUAUCCUACAGCAGCUCCUCGAACGAAUCCCCCCAAGCACCAAAAAAGAUGACUGCCAGCAGACGGCCCUCGAAGGUCUCGGCUCGAAGGUCUCGGAGGCAUCGGCAAGACCCAGAUCGCCCUCGAGACCGCCUACCAAGUCCCUUGGGGUAAAAGGAAUUGAAGAUGAUAAGGCAGAUGCCAAGAUGUUCGUCAAGGCUGCCCUCAGUCACAAGAGCGCCGGCAGCUGGCUCUUGGUUAUCGAUAAUGCCGAUGAUCUCAAGUUAUUUGCCGAUGCAACACUUUCAGAUUAUCUCCUAUUUAAUUGGAACGGCUCUAUCCUUUUCACGACUAGGAAUUAUUCCAUAGUUUCAAACCUUGAUAUAUCAUUUGAGGGUUUGAUAAAUAUUGGAGAAAUGAGCUAA